AUGAACCUUCUGGCGCCCGUGCGGAGGGACCGCGUCCUGGCGGAGCUGCCCCAGUACCUGAGGAAGGAGGCCGCUCUGCACGCGCGCAGAGACUUCCACCCCCGGGUCACCUGCGCCUGCCAGGAGCACCGGACCGGCACCGUGGGCAGGUUUAAGAUCUCCAAGGUCAUUGUGGUGGGGGACCUAUCGGUGGGGAAGACUUGUCUCAUUAACAGGUUCUGCAAAGACACCUUUGAUAAGAACUACAAGGCCACCAUUGGAGUGGACUUUGAGAUGGAACGAUUUGAGGUGUUGGGCAUCCCCUUCAGUCUACAGCUCUGGGAUACCGCUGGACAGGAGAGAUUCAAAUGCAUUGCAUCAACCUACUACCGAGGGGCUCAAGCCAUCAUCAUUGUCUUCAACCUGAAUGAUGUGGCCUCCCUGGAACAUACCAAGCAGUGGCUGGCCGACGCACUCAAGGAGAACGACCCUUCCAGCGUGCUUCUCUUCCUUGUGGGUUCCAAGAAGGACCUGAGUACGCCCGCUCAGUACGUGCUGAUGGAGAGAGACGCGCUCAAGAUGGCCCAAGAGAUGAAGGCUGAGUACUGGGCAGUCUCGUCGCUCACGGGUGAAAAUGUCCGGGAAUUCUUUUUCCGCGUGGCGGCACUGACCUUCGAGGCCAACGUGCUGGCUGAGCUGGAGAGAUCAGGGGCCCGGCGCAUUGGGGAUGUCGUCCGCAUCAACAGUGAUGAUAACAACCUCUACCUGACUGCCAGCAGGAAGAAGCCCCCAUGUUGCUUGUGA
Messenger RNA from Pipistrellus nathusii (Nathusius's pipistrelle), 783 nucleotides. NCBI's taxonomy places the organism in Eukaryota, Metazoa, Chordata, Mammalia, Chiroptera, Vespertilionidae. The record is from the annotation of a GenBank genome assembly.